AUGUUCGCUGCCGCCACAUCUUUCUUUGCCCGGACUGCUAUAUCACAAUCGUAUAAUAUAGGAGGACCCUCCACUGGCAGCAGAUCCUCGACCCCAGGCCCUAGCAGUGUAUCUCCCUCGACACCCGCAGCCUUUUCACCGCCCAUUACUGUCGGUUUAUGGAAGGUUCAGUCGGCCUCCCACAAGGUCACGAACAAACGUGUUUCUGUAUGGAGCUUUGAUAAGCGGGGACCGGAGAUGGAGAGGCUAUCGCCCAGUGCCAAAGACCGUACGCUAGAGGUCUUGAAAGCUGAGGCAUCGGCCCUCGGACGUCUUCGGCACCCUUCCAUUCUAGAAAUGGUGGAACCACUGGAAGAAACCCGCAGCGAAAUCAUCUUCGCGACUGAACCCAUCCUCUCGUCUCUCGAUUUAUCUAUUCCAGGGUCACAGCGGUACUCCCCCCUCGUAGAGUUGGAUGAAGUCGAAAUACAGAAGGGUAUUCUUCAAAUAUGCAAAGGUCUCGCCUUCAUCCACACCUCUGCGCAGCUAAUACACUCCAAUAUCUGUCCGGAGAGUAUAGUGAUCAAUAAUGCCGGAGAUUGGAAACUAGCUGGCCUGGGGCUGACUAUAGCACUGAUCGGACCUGGAGGAUCACCAGCGCGAUGGGAGUUUCCAACUUUCGACGGGAGAGUUCCACCUUACAUCCAACGCAGUUUCGAUUAUAUGGCACCCGAAUACGCGCUGGACGAAGCGUUGCUCACAGCGUCUGACAUGUACAGUCUUGGGUGCCUCAUCUAUGCGGUACACUGCAAAGGAAACCCCCCGUUUAAGAACCAUGGCAGUCUAGGUGGCUUACGAGACAACGCCGGUCGUUCCAUCCCUGGCAUGGAGGGACUGGACACCGAUCUGCAAGAACUCCUGCGCUCGAUGAUUACUCGACAUGCAACGAGCCGUCCAAGCCCUAGCACCCUCCCGUCCCACGCAUUCUUCUCCUCCCUCCCGAUCUCCACUUUGAACUUCCUAGACCGCUCCAACUUCACCGCCAAAACGCGCGAAGAAAAGAUAUCUUUCAUGAAGGGUCUGACCAGUGUUUUAGACAGAUUCUCAGAAGGCCUCAAGUCUAGGAAGAUAUUACCCUCUCUUCUGGAAGAAAUGAAAGACACUCACCUACUUCCAUAUAUUCUUCCCAACGUCUUCGCCAUUUCUAACGCCCUCACCCCAUCGCAAUUCGCGACCACGGUGCUACCCAGCUUGAAGCCGCUGUUUGCGAUCAAGGAGCCUCCGCAGAAUAUGCUAACACUCUUAGACAACCUUUCAAUGCUCCAGGGUAAGACCGACAAGGUGGUCUUCCGAGAACAGGUACUCCCCCUGGUGUAUAAUGCCCUUGAAUCAGAGCAUGCGGUAGUUCAAGAACGCGCAUUGAAGGCAGUACCAGACCUAUGCGAGAGCAUCGACUACGCCGAGGUUCAAGGGACGCUUUUCCCCCGAGUUGCCUAUGUUUUCUCAAAGACUAGGGUGUUGAGUGUUAAAGUCGCGACGUUGACGACCUUUUUGACGAUGGUGAAGACACUGGACCAAUCCAGCCUCACGCAAAAGCUAGUACCGCUCCUGUCCAAGAUUAGGACGAAAGAGCCCGCUGUCAUGAUGGCUACCCUCUCCGUGCAAGAAGCCAUGGGUUUCAAAGUCGACCGUGAAGCUGUCGCAACCCUCGUCUUACCCCAGCUUUGGUCAAUGUCAAUGGGACCACUACUAAAUCUAGAUCAAUUCCAGCGAUUUAUGGGAGUGAUUAAGAAGCUAGGCGAGCGAGUGGAGAAAGAGCAUAAUCAAUUCCUGAGGGACUCGCAGCGGCUAGAAGACAGGUCGUCACUUAACACCAACGGAAACGCAAAUGGAGUCCAAAGCUUCGCUGGGUCGGUGGACUUUGAACACCUUGUCGGCGGAGGUAAUGGUAUACCAGCAAAAUCAACAAACCAAACAAAUAGUUCCUGGGAAGACGACGUUUGGGGGAGUAUCUUCAGUGAUGAUGCUUCUAAGGUUCAGACCUCCGUUGCCGCAAAUUCGGCGCCAGCAUCUCCUAGAGCCAACACUACGAAUUCCCCAUCACCCUCGCCUUCUUUCGUUCCAACCAGGGCGUCGAAGCUUGGAGCCAAACAGAUAUCAGCCUCUUCGUUUAACAACGGCUUCUCUUCCCAAACCCAGUCACGUCCAUCGGUAUCUACAACGACUACGACACCCUUGCAGCCCCGUCAUACCGGUACAUCCUCGCAGACUUCUUGGCCUUCCAUGCAACCGAUGCAACCAAACAAUACUGGAAGCCUCUCCAGCACGAUACCAACACAUGCCCAAGUAUCGAUGCCACCUCAGCGGCCUAAUUACAAUAUAGCGAUACCAGCUGCAGCUCCGAUCCCCGCGACUAUCCCGUUCAGUUCUGGAUCGCCACCACAGCGUCCGAAUUACAACCUCUCCCUGUCCAGUAUUACCCCUAUGGCCGCAAGCACGCCGCCACCGCCUUUAGGGUUCUCCGCUCCCCCCACACUGACACCAGUGCAAGCAACACCCCCUGUGAUGGGUGGUUUGCUGACACCGUCUCGUCCAGCACAAACAUCCAUACCAUCACAAAAGCCCUCUAACAAUGAUUGGGGUGACUUCGACCCUCUCGCAUAG
This is a messenger RNA of Pleurotus ostreatus (oyster mushroom), 2643 nucleotides long. RefSeq lists its product as uncharacterized. Gene Ontology annotation, biological process: protein phosphorylation. Lineage: Eukaryota; Fungi; Basidiomycota; Agaricomycetes; Agaricales; Pleurotaceae. Bases 1 to 2643 code for a protein of 880 amino acids. Gene Ontology annotation, molecular function: ATP binding; protein kinase activity. The transcript is spliced from 14 exons. The record is from RefSeq and is a predicted model, not a curated record.